Molecule: messenger RNA, 828 nt
Organism: Oppia nitens
Lineage: Eukaryota; Metazoa; Arthropoda; Arachnida; Sarcoptiformes; Oppiidae
Product: DNA-binding protein HEXBP-like
Exons: 2
Coding region: 251-766 (171 amino acids)
Biological process (GO): positive regulation of cytoplasmic translation
Cellular component (GO): cytoplasm
Molecular function (GO): zinc ion binding; single-stranded RNA binding; translation regulator activity
Source: RefSeq, a predicted model, not a curated record
GUGUGACACGUGACUAACUAUUAGUGAUUGCGUUAACAUUGAGUUCAUAUGAUAUGAAUAUCAAUACAUUAAUAGCAAUACAUUUGAUUCGACACUUGUUUUAGUGUUUUUGUCACACAUUUGACAAUAAUUUGUGUGAAGAUUAUCACCAUUUGGUCUCUAAUAUCAACUGUCAAUCCAUUGUUUACCAUUGAUUGACAACUCUAUCACUAUUUAUAUCGAUUAUUAUAAUUGCAAGACGUGUUGACAAAUGGGAAAACCAGGUUUGGACGACCGUCGGUCAGUUGGACGGGUCAGUGGUGGUGACGAGUGCUUCAAAUGUGGCAAAACUGGUCACUGGUCACGAAAUUGUCGCCUAAAUAAUAAUGAUGGCCAAUGUUACCGAUGUGGCCGAUACGGACAUUUUUCACGCGAUUGUCGCAGUCCUGGUCCUAACACGUGCUAUCGAUGCAAUAAAAAUGGUCACUUUGCGCGUGACUGUCAAAACUCUGAGCGCACUUGUUAUCAAUGCGGUAAAGAAGGACACGAAGCCAGGGAUUGCACUAAUAGUCCAAAUCGGACCAGAGAUGGCUGUUAUAAGUGUGGACAAGAAGGACAUAUGGCCAGAGAUUGUCCAGAUAUUCAACGAAACAACUGUUUCCGUUGCGGUCAAGAAGGACAUUACGCCAGAGAAUGUCCUAAUGAAGAAUCGGACCGAAAUAAUGACAACCAAACUGAUGAUCACAAUAAAGAUAACGAGGAUUCAGGAGAUCAGUCAAAGGAUUAGAUAAACUUUUUGUUCAUAAAUUAAUAUCUAAUUCAUAAUACAUUUGAAAUGCAUAUUUAAAA